AUGACAGUGAAGAAUACAGAAUCAUUCUCCAAUUGCUCCAACGAAACCAGCUGCAGGUCAGUGUUUCAUUGCCCGGAGUUGCCAGAAUUCAUAUGGGACCUGAAUCACACAACUUCUUUUAAGAUUAUUGUUGCCAUCACGACCAUUGCUUGUCCCGUUACCAUUCUGUUAAACCUCUUGGUGAUAAUAGCAGUGAAGACGAGAAGAGAAUUGAAACAGAAUUCUAAUAUCCUGUUGUCUAGCGUGGCCUUAGCUGAUCUUUUGGUGGACGCUGUAUCUAUGCCACUGUCUAUCACGUUAGACACGUUAUUUAUCAAGAGAGUUUUAGAUGUGGAUAUUAUCUGUACAGUAACUUUCGUAAAUGCCUGUGUAAUGUAUUUUACUUGUGGUGCGUCAUUUUUACAUUUGCUCCUAAUUGCUUGGGAGAGGCUUGUGGCGAUAGCUAAAUGGAUGGAGUACAAGGCUAUUGCUACAAGAGGCCGUGUAAACAAGUACACGAGAGUUGCCUGGCUGUUGGCAUUACUAAUAGUUGUUUCAUCGUUACUAAUGGAAGCUGCUCACCUUCGUUAUGACCGAAUAUUAGUCGGAGAUGUCAUUUUGAGCAUUUUCUGGGUUGUCUGCAUUUUGCUUGUAGUAUUCUUUUAUGUGAAAACGUAUCUCGCAGUGCGAAAGUGGAACGGAACGCGAAUCCACCCAGUCAAUGCUCUGGUCAAAGGGAAGCUUGAACGCAAAGUUGCUUACACGACUUUCUGGUUAACGGCUUUUGUUGCUGCCUCGGGUGUGCCGAUCCAAGUCGUUUAUAUCUUUCGGAGAGUCUUGCCUUUUUUCGGCCAGGUUUCCACUUUACGAUGGGCAGACACAAUAUUUCAGUUAAACUCUCUGUUCAACCCACUAUUGUACUGGUAUAGUAACCGCCGCAAAAGGAAAGCUGCAUUGGAGCUGUUAAGGUGCAGAAACAGGCCACCAGCUCACACUGCGCGUUACAUUAGGACACGUCGAUAUUCUGUGGCAUCGCUACAUGUUGAAAAGCUUCAAAGCGAGCAAAGAGGCGUCCCAUUUGUGAGGUCGGAUUCUCUUGGUGCUGUGAUGUGUUCGGAUACUUUUCGGCACAGGUCGAGUAAAACAGUAAAGGAAAGACCGAUGUCAGCUCCAUCAAGGAUAGUAAGCGACGAAAUGUUCACACAGCAGGACAAUAAACUGAUUGCAACAGGUCAGAUUAAAAAUGCCCCAGGAAGGAAAGGCAUUCAGGGCUAA
This is a messenger RNA of Orbicella faveolata, 1254 nucleotides long. Its product is annotated as alpha-1D adrenergic receptor-like. The record is from RefSeq and is a predicted model, not a curated record. NCBI's taxonomy places the organism in Eukaryota, Metazoa, Cnidaria, Anthozoa, Scleractinia, Merulinidae.